GUGUCGUUCACACCGCGGCCUCGCGCGCCUCGUCUCGUUAAUCACUCGUGUUCCCUAUUGUUGCAGUGCGUCGUACAGCCAUCUUUGUCAAAUUAUGGCCGAUUAAUUUUUGAUAAAUAACUAAGUAGUGAUAUCAAAUAAAUCGAAAUAUUAAGAAUGACAAUACUGUUUAAACCAAUGCAACGCGUUAGAGGAUCGAACAUACUACAACAUUCUCUUUUGUUUUAUCGCCAACAACGCUUUGUUGAAUGGAAGCGUAACAACGUUACGGAGUUAAACGAUCUGUCGACCAAUUAAAUGAUGGAUGAUGUCGUUUUUGCAAGGACUGUGUAAUGUGAUCUAAUUAUUAAAUAAUGUAAUCAGUGAUUUUAGUGUUUGUGUUUUGGUGAUUUUGUGAUCAGAACUGCGUUUUAGUAAUAUUUGUCGUACACAUUGCAUAUAUAAGUGGAAUGGCGUUGCGGAUCGCGCGGGCCGGAGCAUGCGCGCCAGUUUUCUUACGACUACUGGGAACGCACUGAUAUGUCCUUCGUUUAUGUUCAUAUCAAAAUGGGAAGGUCCAGGUUCCCAGGGAAACCACUCAAAUUCCAUAAUAGAAAACGAAUAAGUGUUUUGUCGGGUACUGUUUACCACGAAAAUGGUGCAAACAACCACGGUUCAACCAGCCGUAGCUCGACAUCCAAUGACUUUUCUGGAGAUAAAGAGGAAGAAGAAAAGAAAGAAAACAGUAAUGAUAAAGAAGAUUCUGAAAGCAAUGAAAAUUUAAAAAAUUGUGAAAAUUCUAGUGAAGAAAAUCAAGAAUCACAUAGUGACCCAAGCACAUCUCCAGUCCGCACUAGGUCACAAAAUAAAAUGGAUCCCCCAAAGGGUGAAAAAACUAAACCAGUGAAAAAAACAGUGACAUUUGGUACAGUUGAGAGCUGUGAAGAUAUUUUAUUACCUUUGAAGAAAGUUCCAAUAAAACAUCAUGCUCCUCUUGUAUCAAUUAUCAAAAAGAAAUCUGCUAUUAAAUACUCAGAUCAUUCAACUUUUAACAGCAUAUUGAAACCUGCAAAGUUGACAGACUUAUGCUCAAAAUCAUCAACAGAACAUCAAGAAGGUUACUUAAAGAAAAAUUUAAAUCCACUUUCAAAAUCCAUAAAUAAGUUUUCCCAACUGAAUGAGGGCAGAUGCAUUUCUCCACCUCCAAGAAUUAAUUCGCCGGUGGAAAGAGAAAGUGGGGGAGCAGCUAAGUUUGUCUUACCAGUGAGAAGUAGUCAUUCCUCUAGAGUGAUUAAGCCAAACAAAAAAUUUAUGGAUGGAGAAGAACAAACAUCUUCAAUACUUACAAGCGUAAGUUCCAGUAAAGUUCUCAAAAAACCUAAACUGAAGAAAAUUGUUUUUAACAGUUUGCAUAAUAAUGAUAAUUCUGAACAUGAUGAAAAUUCAGAGAAAAGUGAAAAUAAAGAGAAACAAUCAUUAUCAAGUCUUUUUACAGACAAAUCCUCAAAUUGUUUCACUGGUCUAAAUCCCAAAAAAGUGUCCAAUGAUGUCUUUUCAUUUGAAAAGGAGUCUCAAUACUCCCAAGAUGAAAAUUCCAAUAUUGAUGACAAGUUAAAAUCUGAUACAGCUAAAGCAGAGAGGUCAAGUCAUUCUAUGAGGAAACUAAUGGAUGUAUCAGAUGUUAGUUCAUCAAGCGGUACAAGUAGUGGUUCAGAGUCUGAAGAGAGUUGGGAGAGCGGAAGUUCAAAGCACAGUGGAGAUGAAGAAGAAAAGUUAGCACCACCAAGUCCUGAGAAAGAUAAGUCAGCUGCUUCUCAACUACUUAGUGGAAAAGUGAUCAUAAGAGAAGCAAGAUUGCAGUUAGCAACCACUCCACCUUCUUCAGGAUUGGAUGGGCCAUUUUCUGCUCUCUCUGGAGCAUCAUCAACCAAUCAAACCACCACAGUAACCUGUGGUGUAUGUGGUGCAGUGAGAUUUUACAAAUUCGUGAAGCAAGCUAGAAAAUUUGGAAUUUAUUCCUGUGAAUCUUGUCGCAAAUUUGUAACAAAACUGCUUAAAAAAGACAGAACAUCAUUGAGAACAUCUCCAGUUGUUCUACAUUGCAUAAGGGGUGAAGGUAGUUGUCAAGUCCCACCUGUUGUACGUUCUCAGCAAUGGAAGCUAUUCAAAUGCUCCAACAAAGCCAGGUGUCCGGCGUGUUGGUUGAAGCUGUGUUUAAAAGCAUUCCAAGUGCCAUCAGACAAGAGAGCUACAUUAAUGUCAAUGUUACCUCCAUACAUGAAAUCAGUCGCCAAAACAAGUGGCCCACAGCCUCAAACAAAGAUGGGUUCGGCGAAUCCUUUACUCCCAGCCUCACAAGCCGUGUUCAGUACUUUGCCUGCAGCUGAUGGAGAUUCUAAAGUAUUCUCAGUAAAGAAUUCAAAGAAAAACGAAAUUUGUGAGGAGGAAGUUUCGAAACCACUCUCAGAUAAAAAUGGUGAUAAAGACCUAGAUGUGAGUGAAAAUCGUAAACGUCGACUGUCAAAGGUCAAAGUGCGUAAGAAAGAUAAGGCUGACCCCAAAAAUACUGACGAUAAGCAAGAAGAUCCGAAACGACAGAAAAUUGAACUUAAAGGGCCCAGAGUUAAACAUGUGUGCAGAAGUGCAUCAAUUGUGCUGGGACAACCGAUCGCUACAUUCCCUAAUCAAGAAGAAAAGGACAAACCAGACAAAUGUACUCACGCUGACGAUGAUGGCAUAUCCAUGUCUGUCUCAGAAAAGGAUAGAUUAACACCUGAUUUGUCAAGCUGUGACUCUGAAGUUGAUACUGAAAAUAAGCCAUUACAGAUUGUUCUAGAAGCAACAUCAAAGGAUAGUGAUCAGGAGGUACUCACAGAGCCUAAAAAGAGGAAGAUUGAUGCCCAGAUUGCUGCAAAACCGAAACUGGAGUCUAGUGAGGAUGAAAUUGUACUUGAUCUGGUACCGAAGAAAGCAACAUUGAAACCACUCACAAAUAUUACAAAUAUUCGUGGCCGCACUCAAAAGUUUGGUCAAAACCGACCAGAGUUGAUUUGUGUAGACUUUUGGGAAAGCUAUGACCCCGACGAAGUUUGUAAUUCAGGAUUUGGACUCAUUGGAACUGUUCCUUUCACCGUGGCAAAACUUUGUUUCCUGUGUGGAAGUGCAGGAAAGGAAAAGAUGCUGGUGUGCUCAAGUUGCUGCGAGUGGUACCACAGCUGGUGUGCAGAGGACUCUGGGAGUGGAGUCGGGUGGACAUGUUCUAGAUGUGUCUGGUGUUCUGCGUGUGCCAAGCCGGCUGCGAGGGUGCGGUGCCGAUCUUGUGCCAAGCACUACCAUGCGGCUUGCUUACCUGCGCGCCCGCACGACCAUCGCAGUGACUGGCCACAGAUCUGCAGUGCAUGCCUCAAAUGUAAAAGCUGUGACAGUAGCCGUGUCAACAAGUUUGUGGGAAGCUUGCCGUUCUGCAGGCCGUGUUUCAAAUUGAGACAAAAAGGCAAUUACUGUCCUCUUUGUCAAGCAUGCUACAGAGAUAAUGACUUUGAUAGCAAGAUGAUGGAAUGUGGCUGGUGUGCAAGGUGGGUUCAUGCAAGUUGUGAAGGAUUAUCUGGUGAGGCCUAUCAACUCCUUUCAGCUCUUCCGCCCUCAAUUGAGUAUAUAUGCUGCAAAUGUAUGCCAUGUAAUCCACCUUGGAGAAAAAUGCUCACUGAACAUCUGAAAGGGAGGUUACUACACCUCCUCAAGCUUCUUGCUAAAAAUAAGAAAGCUUGUGCCUUACUUAAACUGACACCUCACAAGAACACACCAGUUCCAAAUAAACCCUUCCGACUGACCUCUCCACAAGCCAUCAGGAAGUUACAUUUUGAUAACUCCGAUCAUGCUAUGAAAAAUACUACAGAGACAAAGGUGUAUCGUAAUACAGCAAAAGGACGCAAGAACAACAGUGCUCUUCAAAUCACAAAUGAGUCAACACCAUUAUGGCAAUGUGCUCCUUUGUUAAAUAAUGUUGAAAUCCAAAAGGAAGACAUUCCUCUCACAUCACAUAAAGUUGUGAACCUCCAGGAACCACUAAUGCAAAAUAAGGAAAUAUGCUUUUCAACUGGAUUAUACAGUACCAAAUCUGAUAUUGGAACCCCGUGUGUUGAAGUCCAUGAAAAUAACCCACAGCAUAGUAAAAUCGAAAAAGCCGUCACAAUGCUACCUUCUUUACAUGUAGAUAAAUAUGAACCCAUAUCUGAUGAUGAUGAGCCUGACAAAUGUUUUCCACAAGCAAGAAGUGAACAAGACCUAAGUCCCGCAAUAGUGAGGCAAACUGAAUGUAAUGAAGGUUUUGAUGAUAGUAUUAUGGAAGAUCUAAGUCGACUUAUAUCACUACUAGAUAUUAAAAAGAGAGUAAAUAGUGAUGAAUAUAAAUCACUCAAAGACUUCAAUCACGAUAUGAAAGAUGUUAUAGAAAGGACAGCAAGUGUUGAUCUAAAAGCUAUUUACAAAGAUUUAUUUUCUGAAACAUUCCCCUGGUUCAAUUGUGAAAGUAAUUGCCUACAGCCCAAUUUAGAAGUUGAAGGUGAGCAAGAAGACAGUGAAUCAUUAAAAGAUGUUGAAAUGUCCAAUCCUAAAGGAUUGAAAACGACUGAGCAGUCCAUUAAACAUACUAAUGAUCACAUGGUGCCAAAGUUGGAAGAUCAAGUAGUGAAUGAAGAAGAUCUUUUGGAAUUUUACCAGACAGUUGAUGCUCGAGUUUGCGUUCUUUGUAAAUCUGUAAGUGACAAAUCUCCUUCGAUGGAAGGCCGCUUACUUUAUUGUGGGCAAAAUGACUGGAUUCAUGCUAACUGUGCCUUAUGGUCAGCAGAAGUAUUUGAGGAGAUAGAUGGAUCACUUCAAAAUGUCCAUUCAGCUAUUUCUAGGGGGAAAAUGAUAAAAUGUGCUGUAUGUGAACUAAAGGGUGCCAGUGUAGGUUGCUGCGCUAAAAACUGCAGUGAAACUUACCACUAUGCUUGCGCCAGAAAAGGAAAUUGUGCGUUUCUGGAUGACAAAAGAGUUUUUUGUCCAACUCAUGGAAUAGAUGUGCCAGUAAAGAGUUUGCAAAAAGAUGGCGAUUUUGAGCUGACAAGGCCAGUAUAUGUGGAACUAGACAAAAAGAAGAAAAGAUACAGUGAGAUCAGUAAAGUACAGUUUAUAAUGGGAUCACUAACUGUCAAUAGUUUGGGCAAGAUUGUUCCAUCAGUGUCUGAUUUUGAGGAGUAUUUAAUGCCAGUUGAUUUCUCUUGCACUCGAUUGUUUUGGUCGAUUAAAAAACCUACAAAAAUUGUGAAAUACACAAUCAAAACAAAACUGAUAUUAGCAGAACCACUACCUGGAUUAGAUUUUGGAGUAAAUAUAACUGUGAAUCAUAACAUGUCUGUGCAAGUUGUAGAAAGAGUAAUGGCUGAAAUUGGUGCAUGGCAUAAAAGCAUUGAAAAUAAUACCAGCAAAGCUGUAUUAAUGCGAAGUAAAAUCGACAAGUCACCAUUGAAAUUUGGUAGCAAUGUGACAUUGGAAGAUUUAGCAGUCAAACAUGUUGUUGAAUAUUUGCUAGAUAAUGUUUGUAAGCAAGAACAACAAGACGAAGAAGAGCCUCAAAAUACAGCUGAUCUUUUACCUCCUGAAGUGAAAGAUGCUAUCUUUGAAGACCUUAACCAUGAUCUGUUAGAUGGUAUAUCAAUGCAAGAUAUCUUUCCUAAAUUGAUGUCUUAUGAAGAUCUUGUAAACAUGGAUUUAAAAAGUGAAUUCUAUGGCGCUAUGAGUCAAUCUGAUGAUAAGUCAGAUUCAAAAUCAACAGAUUUUAUUGACGAAUUACUAAAUGGAAGUAAAGAAUUUAAAAGAACUAAAUCAGAUAUGAUUCUUCAAAACCACAAUCUAAAAUCGCUAACAACGGGGCGUAGUCAACAAAGAUCAUCAAGCUUAACAUGGAAUAAUAAAUUUGAUACAAGUUUGCUGACUUCUACCAUUAAGAGAUGUAAAAUGGGAAAAUCCUCUACUGUCACUGGAAAAAUGAGUCCCGUCCAAAAGAAUUCAGUGAUGGAAAAUUCGUUGGACACUAACAAAGAAGCGGAAAGUAGUACCGAUGAUAAAAAAGUUAAACAGCAGACAAGUACAUCUGCGGCAUUGUGUGAUGAAACACCUCAAACUUCUGGAAUAAACUAUCGCACUACAUCGCCGAAACAGAAAGAUGACGACACAUCCAAUAAGAGUGAUAAAAAUGAUGGGUUUUUCCCUGAUGUUAUAGACUUUUAUACAAAGAUACAAUGCAGUCCUAUAUCUCAAUUAGAUGGUGCUGCUGAUUGGUCAGGUUCAGAAAGUAGCUGUAGCUCAAGGCCAGGCAGCCCUAAUGAAGAGUUUACUCCUAUCCAACAACUAGAUGGAGCAGAAGACCACUUGGGUGACAACACGCAAAAACAUCAGACAAAUCAAUUUGUUUACAGAGCAAGUGGUUCAGAGAGCACUUACACAGUAACCAUUGCUGGCAACUCAUUGAGUGGGCAGCCAGAAUUAGUAAUGCGCCCUUUGGAUGACAACUCAACUUCUGGUCAAAUUGAACCACUAGUGAGGUGUGACAGAUGUCAAUGUACAUAUAGAAACAAGGAAUCAUAUGAUAGACACGUUCCCACUUGUGACAUGAUGUCCACGAGUGAAAGCGAGAGUGAAAAUCCUAAAUCACCUGAAAACAGAACUUUAACCACACUACAAAAUGCUUUCCAGAGUGGUUUUGCACAACCGAUGAUUUUUCAUGGCGGAGUUGUAAACAAUGAGAACAAUCUUAAGGCCGAUUCGAUUGCCACCAGGCGUACGUCAGUUAACACAAGGCAAAUAACAAUUAACGGCACGAUUGUGGAGACACCUUCACCUGGACCAUCUAAUGAAAUGUCCAUGACAGUAACAGAACAAAUGAAGUCGGGAACUGUAAUAUUCGAUCAGAACAAGUCAACAAAUGUUCAUGUAUCAUCUAAUCAACAUGUAUUGUCAUCGCCGCAAAUUGUUGUUACUCCACAAAUGCUACUUCCUCCCAAAACUAGUUCAGCAAGUGGCCAAAAAAUUAUGGCACCCCAAAUAAUAACUCAACCGGGCAUUCUACCCUACAAUAUUUGUGUUAAGCCUGGAAAUGCUAAUAUACAGCAAAUACAAAGUGGUGCAGAUAUGACUCAAUUAUUAUCGGGGUCAGGAGGUAUUCAAGUGAUAUCAUCAAAUUCAAACCAGGUUUUGACGAUUCCUUCAAACCACGGAAAUAUAACAUCAAUGAUGCAUGGAAAAAAUAAUUUCCCCAAUAUGGCUAGUGCCUCAUCCAUCGCGCUACCUAUGAAUUCUAUUCAGAGCAUGCCUAAUACUUCCAUUAUACAAAAUAUUCAACCAAUGAUAAGGUCUCAAAUUCAGGGCAAUCCUACUAUAGUAGUCCCAGGGAUGACAAGUCAACGUUUGCAAUCGCCGAGCUCGCAAGGAAAACAAAUCCUUAUAUCAGGAGCUCCACAAAAGUCACCAAAAAAGCAACCAACUCCAGUUCAGCCAAAGCCAAUCUAUCAAGCCCCUAGCAGAGGUAGAGGGAGAACAUUACCUAAACCAGCAAAUACUAUAAAGAGAACAAAGUUAGAGAAAACUUUUACUACUAUAAAUCAAUCUCCUCUUGGGCCCGGAAAUACUGUUAUUCAAUUGCAAACUAAUAAUCAAACCGGUCAACCAUCAAUAAUAGUACAGCCUGUUGCCAAUCAAAAUAUAAUGUCGUAUGUAGAGGCGUUAUCUCAGCAACAAAAUCAAAAUAUGCAAUACAUAGCCACCAUAACACCUCAGGGAGACUUUAAAACUGGACCAACUCAGUUUAUUUCCCAAGGUGGUCUAAUGCCACAGACAUUUCAAAUACAGCAAACAGAAUCUGGUAGCCUUGUUGCUGUGCCUAGUGGAGGCAUCCCUGUAUUACUACCUCAAGGCAAUGUUGUUUUACCACAAACAAUUCAACAAGGUGCAACUAUAUUGCCACAAGGAGCAAUACAAACGCAAGGUAUUAUUUCUCAAGGUCCGAGUGGUCAUACAAUCUUACCACAAGCAAUACAUACUCAGAAUGGAACAACAAUAAUACCUCAAAGUACACUGCAAGGCUUGACAUCAGGAAAUUUAACAUCUCAGACAGCGACUCUACUUCCCAAUAAUACUUUACAUACUACUGGUGCUACAGUUGUGUCGCAAAGUGGUAUGGGGAAUGGACAAACUACAAUUAUUCCCAAUGCAUUAUCAUCUCAAGGAAAUACUAUCAUCACCCCUGCUACUGGAACAACCAUUUUGCCACAAGGCACACUUUUACCACAAUUUUGUAAUGAUCAGGUUAUCCUUGGAUCAACACCAACCCUGGAAAUGGUUACAGAUUCCUCCGGGUGUAUGUAUUUAACAACACAGCCCGUAUAUUAUGGACUUGAAACAAUUGUUCAAAAUACUGUUAUGUCAUCACAACAAUUUGUUUCUACUGCCAUGCAGGGAGUACUUGCUCAAAACAGCAGCUUCUCAGCAACAACGACUCAAGUAUUCCAAGCCAGUAAAAUAGAACCCAUUGUAGAAGUGCCGACCGGAUAUGUCGUCGUCAAUAGUGUAGGGGAUGGGGUGACCAAUCAAGUCACUUCAUCAGCUCCUAAUAUUGUUGGACAAUCAAACGCCCAAGUACUGAAAAAUGUGAAGACAAGUGUACCUAAUUUGACGCUACAACCACUUCCUGACAAGCAAGCAAAUAACCGCCAAACACCCAAGAUUGUCCAAAUGGGCCCAGCACCAAUUCCAGUGGGGUCUCAAGCUAUCAUCGGAGGAAAGCAUACUAUUAACCCUAUUACAUCCCAGGUUCAUAAUAUGACAUUGGCAAAUUCAUCUCAAGGUAACCAGAAAAACAUUUUAACCAAACACAAUGUAUCAAUGUCCCCGAAUGUUACGUUGGUAUCUUCGACUGGUCAACCAGUAAUGGCAAUAUCUCAGUCUAUUCCCAAUUCAGUGUCAUUUUCAAUGCAGACUAUACCUCUAUCACAGCCAAUAGUUGCAAGUUCAAUUUCAACAUCAAACAAGAACAAUCCAAUGAAGAUUGAAAAUUCCCAUGUUAUUGAAAUCAGUGGAAACCUCAAUGACAACUCAAACUGCAAUAAUAUGCCUACCAUCAGUGUUACUCCAACUACCAAGAUGCCAACACCUUGGAGACAAAUUAAUUCCCAAAACGCUAAUGUUGGUGACAAUAAGUUUGAGGUGCAUAAUAUUGGUUCCAAGUCUAACAUUUCGUCUAAUAAUAUGUCUAUGCAGAAUAAUAUGUUAUCUAAUCGCCAGCCUUCGCAUAUUGAUGUAGAUAAAUCGAACCAGAAUUGUGUAAUCUCCAUUAAUGACAAUGGUGGUUCCAACUCUCUUCAUUCCCAAUUCGAUUCAACACCACAUAGCAGCCACCAUUCAAUUAAUACUUCGAACAACAUGAUCCAAAUAUCAUCUGGGAAUAUUUAUUCACCAGCUUGUUCACUUUCUAACAAUUUUGAUGCGGAUACAACACUUAAAUUAAGCAAGAUUAAUGCACUCUCUAAAACAGAAGGUGGACAUAUGAAUUUUUCACAAGAAAUUAUGGCUGCUCAUUCACACCAGCAUCUUCAAAAUGAUAAAAUGUUCCAAAAUAUGGGAACUAAUGAAAAUAAACACAAUACAGAUAAUAUGAUUGGAUCUAUGAGUGUACACAAACUCAGCAGUUGUCAAAUAAAUAAUAAUAAUAAUAAUAAUAUGAACACAUCCUCCCCAUCAAUAAGUAUAAUUCCUCAUAAUAGCAACACACGACCACAGAUGCAAAACAAUCAAAAUUCUUUAACUAUAACAAAUAACCAGAACCAGAUGUGCUCCAUUUCAAGUGGAUCUGCACAAGGACAAAUGCAAAUUUUAAAUUCUGUUAAUACAUCUAUGCAGAAUGUUAAUAUGGCAUGCCAAGAAAUGGGUAACAGCAGAUGUAAUGUUUCCAAUGAUACAAAUAAUUUACAACAGAGCAAUCAGCAGCAACAUGAUUUAAUGAACAUGAAUCAUGGAGGGAUGCAAAUAAUCUCACAUGAUAAUAGCCAAAUAUCUAUGCCAAAUCAGAUUCAUAUUCAUAAUGGGCAAAUACAGCAUAAUCGUCAAUUAGAGAAUAACAAUCAAUUACAACAACAAAAUCAGGGAACAAAUAGAUCAUAUCAUGAAAAUUUGAUGAAUAGUCAAGCGAAUCAGCAUCAGAAUAUGUCGAACCGUAAUACACCUGAUCUUGGAAAUCUUAACCAGAACAUUAAUAUGCACAGUGUUACGAACACCCACAAUAUGAGUCGGUCUGAUAUGACGAACUUAAAUCAUAUGCAUAUGAACCAAUCGUUGACAAAUAUGAAUAACAUGCAAAAUAACAGAAUAAUGAUAGAUAAUAUGCAACAACACAAUAUGAAUAAUAUGAAUCACCAAGCUCAUUCAAACAGGUCAAUGGAACUACACAAUCAGCAAUUACAUUCUAUGCAACAAUUAAAUCAUCACAAUAUGAAUAACAAUAGUCGCUCGCAGUUAGAUAGUAGCAUGCACAUGAACCAACAAAUGUCAGCACAACAAAACAGGAAUAUGGAUAACUCAGUGCACCACCAUCAAAUGCCUACUGUGAUGCAAAUGCAAGGUAAUCGGAGUCAUAUUGAGAGUAAUUUGAUGGACAUGCAUCAACAUACUUCCAACCAAAUGCACAGAGGAUCGCAUAUGGAUACAAAUUUACACAUGCACCAUAUGCAAGGAAGUAAUACCAGCAUGAAUCAUGGGAACCAAAUAGAAAACAGUAAUUCUCUGUCAAAUAUGCACUCUAUUCGGCAUGACAAUUCUAUGGGCUUGCAAAAUCACACAUCCUUGAAUCAAAUGCAGAGUAAUAGACCACCAAUGGAUCAUUCAAGUAUGAUGCAACAUCAAAUGAAUAAUAUGAACUCUGUAAAUACCAUCAAUAUGCAAAGCAAUGGCAACAGUAACAUGCAAAUAAAUAAUUCUAACCAUCAACAGAUGACUAAUCCAAUUAUGCAUAUGCCUAACAUACCUGAUAUCAAGAAUGAACUACAAAAUAGUUGUAGUGGCCCAUGUUCUAACAACAGCUCACAAUAUUCAGGCAAUCAGUCAUUUGAAUUAUGUGGAAACAUGAACUCGAUAAGUAAUAACAUGGGAAUGAAUAAUAGUGGCAACAUGAUGCACAAUAUGAACAGUACAAAUACAAUGAUGAUGAACAAUGUUAAUAAUAGUAUGUAUGGGCCAAACAAUCAAGCUAAUCUUUCUGCACAUGACAUGUUAAUGAACUGUAAUUCAUCAUCAGAUCAUGCUAUUAAUAGUCUUAUGGCGCAUAAUUCUAAUCACAAUAUGAUGAUGAAUAAUCAACCAGCCUUAGGGAAUAAUACGAGUCAGAUGAUGAACAAUCAAAUGUGUAACAAUAACCAAAUAAACAUAAAUAGCUGUAGCAUGACCAAUAAUAAUGUCAACCAAAAUCAAAUACAUGGUGUAGAAAAUCAAACAAACUCUCGAAAUACCAUGUCGAUAAACGAGGCGCCUAAAUUUACUGGGGAACCUAUUAGAGGGAAAAAUAUAAUGUCUUCUGGUAAUGGUAAUAUGAAUGUUACAAAUUUACCAAACAAUGAUUGUAGUAAAGCUAACAUUAUUGGUUCCAAUGACAAACAAAAUCAGAAUAUAUCCGUAAGUAAUCAAAUUAAUUAUAUGCAAAUGAAUCCACCUAAUUCUAAUAGAAUUAUCAAUUUACCGGAAAGGAACAGACUUAACAAUACAAUAGACGGAAAUAUAAAUCAACAAGUUCAACAGCAUAAUAUCAGGGUUGUAAAUAAUAACACUGCAAACAACGUUCCCAAUAUAACACCGGAACCCUUAACAUUCCAACCAAAAAGUGAAAAUACAAUGAUUAACGUACCGUUCCAAGCAAUUCCAAACAGCGCUCCGAUGAACAUUAACGUUAAUUCAAGUAAUAAUACGGUUAAUAUUACAGUUCAAAAUAAUUUAGUGGACCCGAAAAUUGCAACAAAGGCCUCAGCUGAGAUAAACUUUCCGAUUCAGACGAACAAUAAUAAUUUGUUGCAAAAUCAAAGCAAUUCUAGUAAUAUGAUUUGUAUUCCCGUGCAGAACAGCACAAUAAACUUGCCUUCUCAGAACAGUACAAGUAUAACCUUACCAAAAGCCCCUCCUACCCAGCAGUCAGGAAUCCCAACAAACGUUGUAAAUCCCAUGUCAAUGAGACCAAUGAAUCGGGUACUACCUUUGCAUAGAGAUGGACAGAGUAAGUCGAGGACUGUGACUAUAAAAACAUGUGUAGCUCGGCAGAGACCUGUGAGCAAUGAUAUGCCGGAUUUGAAUGUUAAGGAUGAAGGUAUAGACAGUGAUUUGGAAAAAGCAAUUGAAGAAUCUAAACGCGUAAUGGAACUGGAGAAGGCUAGAAGGGAGAGAGAAGAAAUAGAUGCUGCUCGUGCGGUUCAACUAUCCAUUGAAACACCUCAAGCAAAUACAACUUCACCAUCAAUAGAAUCAUCAUCAAGUGGAAGUGUGGCCGCCACAGAAAUUGUACCAAAAAUGACAUCAUUGCCUAGUUUAGAUACUGACUCGGAAGUAGAACCACCGAAAAUUUUAACCGUGGUAGACGUAAAUAAACCAUCACUGCUGAGUAAUAAAACAUCGAACUCUCAAGCAAAAGUAAUGAAACGGCCUUUCAACGAUAAUAAAUCUGAAAGUGACGCGACCGUUACGAAGAAGCAAACAAAAGUACUGAAGGGUCAAGAAAAUAAACUAAAGAAUACAGACCCUCCAAAAGAUGACGGACCUAAAUUGAUUUAUGAAGUGACUUCCGAAGAUGGAUUUAAUUAUUCUUCGCCAUCUCUUACUGACUUGUGGGCCAAAGUUAUAGAAACUGUGCAAAAUGCGAGGAAAGAAUCUGGAUUGCCGCUAAUGCAAUAUAAUUUACCAUCUACACUGUCUGGGGCACAUCUCCUAGGACUUAACAACAAUGCUCUUAGAUAUCUAAUAGAACAAUUGCCAGGCGCUAAUCGAUGCACAAAAUAUAAGAUACGUCAUGGUCGGCCGCUAAACAGCUGGGACAACGAUUUGGAUCUAAGUGAAGGGUUCAAGGAAAGCCCUUGGGGCUGUGCACGCUCCGGUCCGGUUGUUCGGAAAAAUAAUCAUGACAUGUUCAGUUGGAUGGCGUCACCAUUCAGAGAAGAGCCUCCACCAUUUGGCGGGCAGGAAGGAGAGGGCUCUAUAUCAAGAUUUAGUUAUUUCAGACGCUUGGCAACACUGCCACCUGCAAUGAGGUUCAGGCAACUGAAGGAAACAUCGAAGGCUUCUGUGGGCGUGUACAGAUCACAUAUACAUGGGCGUGGACUAUUCUGCAAACGGGACAUUGAAGAAGGCGACAUGGUGAUUGAGUACGCGGGGGAGGUGAUUCGUGCCGUUCUGGCCGACCAGCGAGAGAAGCGGUACGAGGCCACGAGUGGGCGACGCGGCGUGGGUGGCUGUUACAUGUUCCGUAUCGACGACAAUCUCGUGGUGGACGCAACGCUCAAAGGAAACGCCGCCCGAUUCAUCAACCACUCGUGCGAUCCCAACUGCUACUCUCGAGUUGUGGACAUACAUGGCCACAAGCACAUACUGAUAUUCGCGUUGCGUCGCAUCACGACCGGCGAGGAGCUGACCUACGAUUACAAGUUUCCUUUCGAAGAGGUAAAGAUACCGUGCACGUGUGGCGCGAAGAAGUGUCGCAAAUACCUCAACUGAAACAUUAUGUGAGUGGUUUAUAGCGAUACAAUAAAUAUUCUCUUAAUAAAAGAAAAGAAUACUAUCCAUUUUAACAGUGACCUGAGCUGAAACUGAACCAGCUAAUGACGUCUUGAGCGUGACAUCAAUGUGGCACUUACCUGGAGUUACUAUGAAGAACAAAAUAAUGAACGAUAUGUACAUAAGUUCUCAAGGCAAAUUUGGUCAUAGUACUAGAUAUAAUGUCUUAAUUAUUUAGGCUGUUAGAAUAUUUUAUAUUUUUGAACAUUUAAGAUCACGUUUCUCUAGUAGCAUAAUAUAUAUAAGUACAUUCAGGUUUAGGCUUUUAUUAUGUAACAUUUAAAAAUUUAUUGAAUAAUUUAAAAGAUUGCAGAACGGUUGAUCUGCAAAGCUGAGGCAUAAAAGCUUUGAUUAAAAGUUGAACUAGAUUUCCUAGAUUCUAAUGGACCAAAAAUGAGUUUAGUUAAUUUGCCAUAGAUUCCUAAUCACUGUGGUAUUUUAUUAUAACUAGAAUGAAUUUGUCCGAUACAGUAGAGAUUGUGAUAUGGUGUCGCUACAAUCAGUUAUCUAGUACAGUUGUUGAUUGAAGCUUGUUGGAUUAGUUGGGUAUGUCAAAUGCUGGGUUUUGAGCACAAAAAAUGCAUGUACAUAAUAAUUUUGUGACAAUAAGUCUAAAUCACAUAUCCUUUCCCACCUUACUUUGUUUGUUUCAGUGCCAGUGCAAUUUGACUCAUAAUGAAUCUUGUUAUGAUCUCUAUUAAGAAUCUACCCAGUGUUUAAAUGUUGGAUUGUACAUUUAGAUGUAAGCUAAUUAAUUGUAAUGUGAUAAGUUUUUGUGUAAAUACAAACUGGAUUAUUUGUUUGAUUAAUUAUUGUGAUAUGUGGUCGUGCUACGGUGACAGUUUCAGUAGAAAUAAUAUUUGUUCCUCAUUCGUUCUAUUCUCUUUGUUUUGUGAUCAGUAAUGUCUCGACUAGUUGCUGUACAUAUUAGGUAACAAGUAGCUAUUAUGGAGCCGGUACAUUGAAAUUAACGGUUUGCAAUUUUACAAGUACAACAUUACUGUCUAGUAAUUUUUUUAUGUAUUGUAUAGAGAGAAAUGUAUAUAAGAUGAAUUAUUUGUCAUAAUAACUUGGUUAGGCGACAAAUCGUUUUAUUGUAGUCAUACUUUUAGUGAGUACAUCGUUUUAUGUAGUGUAUAUAAUAAUAAGUUAUUGAAUAGGUGUGGUCGCCGAAGUUGUUUAUGAGUGUUGUAUGAUCUUCGUUCGAUGUCUUUACGUGACAAAAUGCACAUUAAAUUAGCUUUAAUACUUUCAGCACAGCUUGGGUUCUAACCUAUUUGUUUUAUGAGUUCGCGUGUUUUUAAAAUGGAACACAAUUAGUCAGAAUGCAACAUCACAUUGUCAUCACAAUAAUUAUUGAAAGUAGGCACCUAAGGUGUUUGUUUGGCCGCGACCGUCAAACAGUAUUAAAGUUGUGUAUAUCAUACAAAUCAUAAUAAUAUUGUGUUUAUUUGCUAUUUAAAUGAAUCAUGUAUUUUAUAUGAAAGUAUGGCAACACUGUUCUUUAUUUCAACAUUUACAUAUUGAUUGCUUUGCAUUUAUUUAAUUAUGAUUUAAAAUUGGAUAUAAAAUUAUGAUAAAAAAAAAAUUCAAUCCAAAGAUAGAAAUGGUUUUAAGACAAUGAAAAAUCAUACAUAUUUUAUACUUACGUAUUAAAGUUGUUAAUAACAUCACAAAUUCACAAAAUAGAAACUAUUAGAUAAAGCUUAAGUAGUAUCUACCCAAUAAAACUAUUUCGUUAAAAAUAUAUGACUAAAAAUAUCAACAGUUAGUCACAUUAAGCAGUAAUUAAUAUGUGGAAUUUUACUUUAUGACCAUACAUUUGUAUGAUAGAAACAAAAGAGUAUUAAAAUAGUGCUGGAAUGUAAAUAUUAUUGUCUUGAAUGUAGAUAUUUCCAUCUUCUGCCUAAACAAUGUUCUGAGGUCGUCAAAUAAUUUGAAGUAAGCAGACUAUUUUCAAUGUUCACAUUAUAAGCUUUGGAUAUAACAAUGGAUUGUAAUUAAUAUGAUUAUUAAAAAAUAUUUGUUAAGAUUGUGACAUGGUUUCGAAGUUUUCAUGUAAAUAUUUCGAUAAAAAUAAAUAGUCUUACCACAGAUAUACUUAGUUUGACAGAAAGAUUAUUAAAUUCGUUUGUAAUGUUAUUGUGAUACUCAACAGUUUCCCUGCGCUUGACUACAGCUGUCCGCCCCGUACCAUAAAACAUCCAUCAUGGAUACUGCGACAGCGGCAGUGACCCGAAAUAUUUAAUAAUACUUUUUAACUCUAGCCCAACUUUAACAGUUGAUAAUUUAUUACGUUAUGCCUUGCGUUAUUUUGUAUUCUGUUGUAACAGAUGAUGAUCUGUAGAUGAUAAUAAUAAUUGACAGAGAUGAUCUAGCAUCGAACUAGGUAUAGUUUGUACUAUGGUUGCAAGGCAAUGAAAUAUUUAAUACAAUAUACAUAAGUAAGUACAUAUCCUUGACUCAGAAACAAAAAUUCCAAUUCAUCACAAAAGGCAUGUACCGGGAUUUUAAUCAAAUCAUUAUCAUCUGCUAUAUGUAUCACUGAAACAAUCUAUACCAAAAUCAGAUGAAUCAAUAAAUUCAGUAAGUCAACUUUACAAUCAAAGCCAUAAGUAUUUUUAUGGCGAUUUUUUUUUUUUGAGUAAAAAACAGAACAAUUAUAUAAAAUCUAGGUACAAAUAAGUGGCUUAUAAUAUGUAAUCCUAAAACAAUUGUUCCUUAAAAAUUUCUCACUAAGACUAUAUAUAUAUAUAUAUAUAAAUAUAGAUAAUUCAAAUUAACUAUUAAACUAACAAAUAAACCGUUGAAUAACCAAAGAUUAUAAUGUGCUCCGCUCGUGUCAUACGUGAGAACAUAUUUCCAUCCAUUUUAUAAUUAUGUAUUAAUAAUAAGUAAAGGUUUUGACUCUGUACGUACUAUAUUAAAUUUGACCACCUCAGAACCGUAGCGGAUGAUUAUUCAAUGGAAACAAACCAUUGGGAUAUCAAUUAAAAGAAAUCUUGUAUUUAUUAUCAUAUUGACAAAAAUAAUGAAUUGUAUAAAAUGAGAAUAUAAAUUCUUAGAUCAUUUAUUAAGCGCCUAGAUAUACUGCGGCCGCUGUGAAAACGUUGGAAAAAAAUAGAGGUUAACUGUUAACCUCUAUUUUGAGCGAUGCACUCACACUAACACAAAGUGUCAUACAAAUCGCGCGUGUGAUUAAUAACUUGUCACGCACACUAAAGUAAUAAAUCUGGACUGUUUUCGUUGUUUGUCUAACAGCAAGAGGCAAUUUCUAGACGUAUUAAUACAUGAUUUAUAUAUUGAAUUCGUAUAGUCGCUGCUAUAAAACGGAACACUUAAUUUUGACCAUGUAAUUAAAACUUAUGACCUUACCUCUGAAUUGAGUGACAAUAUAUUUUCGUCUGCAAGUAUAUUCCAUUGAUUAAUCAUCCCCGCAUCUAAUUAUUAUUGUAUUUGAACUAUAUGUUCCGUUCCGGGUACGCCGACUGCCGUUACGAAAUGACGUCAUAGCUACAGGUACGGUUGACAAAAAAGGAUAUUAUUCAUAAAUAUGAGUGAAACUCUAUUUGAUUUGAUUAUAAUAUAUAAACAAUUUUUUGGACAAUGGAACAAUUUUUUUCACUUCUGGGAUUAAUUGUACAAAUUAAAUUUGUAACCAAUGCUUAUGAACGAUGCGGGACUCGAACUCGCGACCUCUCGGGUUCCGUCCGAGCGCUCUUACUAACUGAGCAAACUGUUGGAGUGACGUUUCGUCGUAAAUCUUGGCAUGUCUUUUAUUAUCGGCAGCCACAACCUGAGAGUUGAACAAAAGACAUCAAGAUUUACGAUCCAUGCGUCACUCGAACGGGAUUAGCUUUAUAAGUUUUGUUUACGAAAAUAAAUUUGUAUAAUAUAUUAAAUAUAUUAUAACGAAUUGUGGUUUAAAAUUAAUAUCGUCGGCACUUGGCGUCACUCUUGGAACGUACGUACUAACCAAUAAUAUAUCCAACAGCUAGUCUCUUAUAGAGUUUGAAUUAAUUUUGAACGUAGCCAUAUUAUAUUGUUGUUCUAUAAUUACAAAUCAAACUUCAUUACAUUUUAUACAUGGUUUAGUAUGAUACAUCGAUUUAUGGAUAAUAAUAAUAUUAGAAGUACAUAUUUUAAUGUUGUAGCUACAUAAUUAUUUUGAUAAAUCAUUUUUCCUCUUGGAUAUCGCGGAUUUAAUUCACUCGUAUAGGUUUUAUUAUUAUUUACAAUAUUGGUCGACCGAAUAGCGGUGUUGUGAUUUUGUGAUCGUUUAUAAUUAUGAUUUUGAAAAUGAAUUUUAAAGUUGCUGAAUGCUGAGGAUAUUAAAUGCCGGAGGUACUUUUUAUUGGAUUCAUAAAAAUAUUGAGUUCUAUUUGUAUAUCUAAGUCCAAAUCACACCCGGCCUAGUAAAGUUCAUACAGAAAUCAUAUAGCAACUUGUAAAAUACCUUCUUCACUUUAAGUGAUUAUUUUUUUAUCAUCUACCCUCGAUAUUAUGAUUUCCUUGCGUUUUAAUGAUGUGACUUUAUUUUUUAUGUAUAAACACAUGCCAUUUUGCCUAAUUGUUAUUAUAAAUUAUAUUAUUGCUUUAAAAGCACCAAUUUUACAAUGCAUAGAGUUCUAUGACCUGUCUAUACAUUUUAUUACUUUAUUUAUUUCUAUUAUUUUGUAUUGUGGUAAAUUUUACCAAAAAUAAAAUUACUAAAAUGUGCUUUAUAA
This is a messenger RNA of Leptidea sinapis, 18542 nucleotides long. RefSeq names its product histone-lysine N-methyltransferase trithorax (gene trx). NCBI's taxonomy places the organism in Eukaryota, Metazoa, Arthropoda, Insecta, Lepidoptera, Pieridae. The record is from RefSeq and is a predicted model, not a curated record. Gene Ontology annotation, molecular function: zinc ion binding; DNA-binding transcription factor activity; sequence-specific DNA binding. The transcript is spliced from 13 exons. Gene Ontology annotation, cellular component: histone methyltransferase complex; nucleus. Bases 520 to 13755 code for a protein of 4411 amino acids. Gene Ontology annotation, biological process: positive regulation of DNA-templated transcription.